AUGGCCACCGCCUGGCUCCAGAGCUCCCCGCGCGGAGCCCUCUGCAGGCAGCUGCUGCUGACCCUCAUGGUCUUCAGUUUUGAUGGGGAAGCCUGCAGAAAGGUGAUAUUUAAUGUACCAUCUAAACUGGAAGCAGACAAAAUGGUUGGCAGAGUUAAUUUGAAAGAGUGCCUCAGGUCUGCAGACUUCAUCCAUUCAAGUGAUUCUGAUUUCAGAGUUCUAGAUGAUGGGUCGGUGUACACAGUUAGAGCUGUUGUGUUGUCUGAUGAGAAAAUGUCAUUCACCAUAUUGCUUUCUGACACAAAGAAACAGAUACAGAAAGAGAUUACUGUGCUCCUGAAACAUCAGAGGAAGGUAUUGAAGAAAAGACAUACUAAAGAAACUGUCCUCAGGCGUGCCAAGAGGAGAUGGGCGCCUAUUCCUUGUUCAAUGCAAGAGAAUUCUUUGGGCCCUUUCCCUUUAUUUCUUCAACAAGUUCAAUCUGAUGCAGCACAGAACUAUACCAUCUUUUACUCAAUAAGUGGGCGUGGAGUUGACCAAGAACCACUAAAUUUGUUUUUCAUAGAAAAAAACACUGGAAAUCUGUUUUGUACCCAACCCGUGGAUCGUGAAGAAUAUGAUGUUUUUGAUUUGAUUGCCUAUGCGUCAACUGCAGAUGGGUAUUCAGCAGAUUUACCUCUUCCACUGCCCAUCAAAGUGGAGGAUGAAAAUGACAACCAUCCUGUUUUCACAGAAGUAAUUUAUAACUUUGAAAUUCCAGAAAGUAGUAGACUUGGUACUACAGUGGGGGUGGUUUGUGCCACGGACAGAGAUGAACCAGACACGAUGCAUACACGCCUGAAGUACAGCAUUUUGGAGCAGAGACCAAAAUCUCCUGGGCUGUUUUCUGUGCAUCCCAGCACAGGCGUAAUCACCACAAUCUCUCAGUAUAUGGACAGAGAGGUUGUAGACAAGUACACAUUGAUAAUGAAAGUACAAGACAUGGAUGGUCAAUUUUUUGGAUUGAUUGGUACAUCAACUUGUAUUAUAACAGUAAAAGAUUCAAAUGAUAAUGCACCUACUUUCCGACAAAAUGCUUAUGAAGCAUCAGUAGAGGAAAAUACAUUCAAUGUGGAAAUCUUACGCAUACCUGUAGAAGAUAAGGAUUUAACUAACACUGCCAAUUGGAGAGCCAAUUUUACCAUUUUAAAGGGAAAUGAAAAUGGACAUUUCAAAAUCAGCACAGACAAAGAAACUAAUGAAGGUGUUCUGUGUGUUGUAAAGCCACUGAAUUAUGAAGAAAACCAUCAAGUGAUCCUGGAAAUUGGCGUAAGCAAUGAAGCUCCAUUUACUAGAGAUGUUCUACCCAGAUUGACAACUAUAAACAGAGCCUUGGUUACUGUUCAUGUGAAGGAUCAGGAUGAGGGGCCUGAAUGCAGCCCUGCAGCCCAAUACAUACGGAUUAAAGAAAAUUCACAAGUGGGGUUAAAGAUCAAUGGCUAUAAGGCAUAUGACCCUGAAACUAGAAGCAGCAAUGGUUUAAGGUACAAAAUAUUGCAUGAUCCUAAGGGAUGGAUCACCAUGGAUGAAACUUCGGGGUCAAUCAAAACUUCUAAAAUCUUGGACAGGGAGGCUGCAACUUCCAGAAAUGAGUUAUAUAAUAUUACCAUCAUGGCAAUAGACCAAGCUGGUAGAUCAUGUACUGGAACUCUUGCAGUGAACAUUGAAGAUGUGAAUGAUAAUGCACCAGAAAUACUUCAAGAUUAUCUAGUAAUUUGCAAACCAAAGAUGGAAUAUACUGACAUUUCAGCUGUUGAUCCUGAUGAACCUGUCCAUGGAGCUCCAUUUUAUUUCAGUUUGGCAAACACUUCUCCGGAAAUCAAUAGAAUAUGGACCCUCUCCAGAGUUAAUGAUACGGCUGCCCGGCUUUCAUAUCGGAAAAAUGCUGAAGCUCAAGAAUAUAUCAUUCCUAUUACUGUGAAAGAUAGAGCAGGUCAAUCUGCAACAAAAAACUUGCGAGUUAAUCUGUGUGAUUGUACUCAUCCGAGUCAGUGUCUCUCGGCUUCAAGGAGUGCGGGAGUAAUACUUGGAAAAUGGGCGAUCCUUGCCAUAUUACUGGGUAUAGCACUACUAUUUUGUAAGUACUUUCACUUAUGUCAAGUUAAGAUGUGUAAUAAAAAAUAUGAGCUCAGGAAGAGGACUUUAAAAAGUGAUCUUCUCCAACAAAACUUGAUUAUAUCAAACACAGAAGCACCUGGAGAUGACAGAGUGUGUUCUGCUAAUGGAUUUAUGACCCAGACUGCCAACAACUCAAGCCAAGGCUUUUGUGGCACGUUGGGAUCAGGAGUCAAAAAUGGAGGGCAGGAGACCAUUGAAAUGGUGAAAGGAGGACACCAGACCUUGGAAUCCUGCCGGGGGGCUGGGCACCAUCACACCCUGGAUUCCUGCAGGGGAGGACACAUGGAGACGGACAACUGCAGAUACACUUACUCGGAGUGGCACAAUUUCACCCAGCCUCGUCUUGGUGAAAAAUUGCAUCUAUGUAAUCAGAGCGAAGACCACAUGCCAUCUCAAGAUUAUGUCCUUACGUAUAACUAUGAAGGAAGAGGAUCUCCAGCUGGUUCUGUAGGCUGUUGCAGUGAAAGACAGGAGGAAGACGAACUUGACUUUUUAAAUAAUUUGGAACCCAAAUUUGUUACAUUAGCAGAAGAAUGUACAAAGAGAUGAUGU
Molecule: messenger RNA, 2709 nt
Organism: Galeopterus variegatus (Sunda flying lemur)
Lineage: Eukaryota; Metazoa; Chordata; Mammalia; Dermoptera; Cynocephalidae
Gene: DSC3
Product: desmocollin 3
Exons: 16
Coding region: 1-2706 (901 amino acids)
Biological process (GO): homophilic cell-cell adhesion
Cellular component (GO): desmosome; plasma membrane
Molecular function (GO): calcium ion binding; gamma-catenin binding
Source: RefSeq, a predicted model, not a curated record